Aspergillus welwitschiae is the source of this 1395-nucleotide messenger RNA. RefSeq names its product STIMATE family protein. The transcript is spliced from 2 exons. Lineage: Eukaryota; Fungi; Ascomycota; Eurotiomycetes; Eurotiales; Aspergillaceae. The record is from RefSeq and is a predicted model, not a curated record. Bases 69 to 1181 code for a protein of 370 amino acids. Gene Ontology annotation, cellular component: membrane.
UCUUCUCGCAAUAGCCUCUUCUCCUUGAUUUUGCUUUUUAUCUGUAUUUUGGACGCAACAUCGCCGCCAUGGCCUUCACAUCGCUUGCCGGGCUAGUCAUAACAACGGCUAUCGCAGUCCUUAGUAGCGGUGUCGGUGCGUCGGCGGUUGGUAGUCUGACUACUGCCUCCACCACCUCCAUAACGCCGUCACCAUCACCAUCACCUACUAUGCAAACUGUGCCUUUUCAUCUAGCUGGUCCAGAUCCCACUGAUGGAGACGACACCGGAGAAUGCAGGCUCCUAGGGCCCUUUUCGCUUCUCGUCCAAGCUGCGCUCGGAGCAUUGGCGCUGCUAUCACUUGUCUACAAGCGCUGGCGGGAGAGACCUCAGCGACCAGUGAAGGUGUGGGCGUUUGAUGUCUCGAAGCAAGUCUUUGGGUCCGCAAUGCUGCACCUCGCCAAUCUGCUCAUGUCUAUGUUCUCUGCGGGCCAGCUCGAGAUCCGGAGUAAAUACAAACCGAAUCCAUGCUCCUUCUACAUAUUGAACCUGGGAAUCGAUACCACGCUAGGCAUCCCGAUCCUCAUUUUCAUCCUUCACCUCCUCAACCGCUUAGCUUCGUAUACGCCCCUCGCCAAUCCUCCGGAGUCUAUCGAGUCUGGCAAUUACGGAAGUCCACCGCGCGCCUCAUGGUGGUUCAAGCAAUCGGUGAUAUAUUUCAUGGGACUGCUGGGGAUGAAGAUUUGCGUCUUCUUCCUCAUCCAGCUGCUGCCGUUCAUCGUUAAAGUAGGAGAUUGGGCUCUCCGAUGGACGGAAGGCAACACGGCAGUGCAGAUCAUCUUUGUCAUGCUGCUUUUCCCCGUCAUUAUGAAUGCGAUACAGUAUUACAUCAUCGACACCUUCAUCAAGAAGCCGAUAAUGCUGGAUACUCUCGAAGAGGCGGAGCAUGACACCCACGAACACCGCCAUGCGCUCCUGGCGGGCAUUGAUGAGGACGCAUCGUUCGAGUCGGAGGAUGACUCCGUUGGGAAAGAUGAUGGCCCGGAAACUGUAAAAGAGGACCUAGUCCGGUUCGAGUCCGCCGAAUACAAUCCAGCUCAAGUUGAGCACAGCUCUGCCGCGUCAGUCAGAUCGGGUAGUAGUCACGGCGAGUAUGGCGAUUUGUCAUCGUCCACCAAGCUUACGUCCCAACAUAAGGACUGAUAUGAUCUCCACUCACGUGUGUUAUGUGGCGUUUGGUGAUAUUCUCAGUGAUUGUUCUAUGGGAGUAGUGAUCGGUGCAUUUAGGGUUCUGGCAGGAUGGCGUGUACAUGAUUUUACUUCAGCUGUUUGUAUGUCUUUUUGUUUUGUCUACUGCGCGUUAUACACCAGCAACGCAUACGUAUAGCCUAAAAUAUGAUUAAUUAUAAGGUCGCCU